GUGACGUAAUGUUCUGUUUACGUCUGUAGAGCUGUGACCCUGCUGCUGCAAACGAGAGGUUUUACCUGCUUUAAAGCCGCUCUGGGGGGUGAUGUAACUCCAUAUUAGUGAUAUCUGAGAGUGUGUGGGGUUACAGUGGGAGCUGUCAGAGUCACCAUGGAUUACCUGUAGUUUAAAGGCUCGUCUCUGACUGACAGCAGGACUCUGAGAGCUAGCAGGGCUCAGUUAGCUUUGGAUCAGCUGUUCUGCACACACAGGUAUUAUCCACUCUGUUGUUGGUGUGUGUCGCAGCUUGUGUCGUGUUCCUGCAGAAUCUGUGUUCCUGCACUGGUUGUGUUUCUGUACUGGUGUGUAGCUCUGGCUGCUGGUGUGUAGCUGCUGAUGGCUCAUGUGUAGCUGCAGGUGUUAUAGUCAUUGCCUCCCAGCGGUGGAAACAGUGUUCAGGACCUUUAACGAUUCCUGUAGCAGUCUGAGGUUGGGCAGCGACUCCGGAGGAAACAUGGCUCCCAAAGACAUCAUGACCAACUCUCAUGCCAAGUCCAUCCUGAACGCCAUGAACGCCCUGAGGAAGAGUAACACGCUGUGCGACAUCACGCUGAGAGUCGACAAUGCCGACUUCCCCGCUCACAGGAUCGUCCUCGCCGCCUGCAGCGACUACUUCUGCGCCAUGUUCACCAGCGAGCUGGCAGAGAAGGGGAAGUCCUUCGUGGAUAUCCAGGGUCUGACUGCAGCUACGAUGGAGAUCCUGCUGGACUUCGUGUACACGGAGACGGUUCUGGUGACGGUGGAGAACGUUCAGGAGCUGCUGCCGGCCGCCUGCUUGCUGCAGCUCAAAGGAGUGAAGCGGGCCUGCUGUGAUUUCCUGGAGGGUCAACUGGACCCCACCAACUGCCUGGGGAUCCGGGACUUUGCAGAGACUCACAACUGUCUGGAACUGAUGCAGGCGGCCGAGCUCUUCUCCCAGAAACACUUCUCCGAGGUCGUCCAGCACGAGGAGUUCAUGCUGCUCUGCCAGGCCGAGGUAGAGAAGCUCAUCAAGUGCGACGAGAUACAGGUGGACUCUGAGGAGCCGGUGUUUGAAGCCGUGUUGAACUGGGUGAAGCACAACCGUAAGGAGCGCGAGCCGUUCCUCUCCGACAUGCUGGAGUUUGUCCGGCUGCCGCUGCUGACGCCGCGCUACAUCACCGACGUUAUCGACGCCGAGCCGCUGAUCCGCUGCAGCCUGGCCUGCAGAGACCUUGUCGACGAAGCAAAGAAAUUCCACCUGAGACCGGAGCUGAGGAGCGAGAUGCAGGGCCCCCGCACACAGGCCAGGCUAGGAGCCAAAGAGGUGCUGCUGGUGAUCGGAGGGUUCGGCAGCCAGCAGUCCCCCAUCGACAUCGUGGAGAAAUACGACCCCAAGACCCAGGAGUGGACCUCCCUGCCCAACAUCGCCCGUAAGCGACGCUACGUAGCGACGGUUUCGCUGCAUGACCGGGUGUACGUGAUCGGAGGCUACGACGGGCGUUCGAGGCUCAGCUCCGUGGAGUGUCUGGACUACACGGCGGACGAGGACGGCGUCUGGUACACCGUGGCCACCAUGAACGUCCGGAGGGGCCUCGCGGGGGCCACCACUCUUGGAGAUAUGAUUUAUGUCGCCGGAGGCUUCGACGGCAGCCGGCGACACACCAGCAUGGAGCGGUACGACCCGAACAUCGACCAGUGGAGCAUGCUGGGAGAUAUGCAGACGGCCCGAGAGGGGGCGGGGCUUGUGGUGGCGAGUGGACUCAUCUACUGCCUCGGAGGAUACGACGGUCUGAACAUCCUGAACUCGGUGGAGCGGUACGACCCGCACACCGGACACUGGACCAGCGUCACCCCCAUGGCCACCAAGCGCUCAGGCGCCGGCGUGGCGUUGCUGAACGACCACAUCUACGUGGUGGGGGGGUUUGACGGCGUCUCUCAUCUGGACUCUGUGGAGGUUUAUAACAUCCGGACGGACUACUGGGCGACGGUCGCAAGCAUGACGACGCCGCGUUGCUACGUGGGAGCGACGGUGCUGCGAGGACGACUGUAUGCCAUCGCAGGGUAUGACGGGAACUCUCUGCUCAGCAGCAUCGAGUGCUACGACCCCGUCAUCGACUCCUGGGAGGUCGUCACCUCCAUGGCGACGCAGCGCUGCGACGCCGGAGUGUGUGUGCUGCGAGAGAAGUGAACGCUGCAGAAGAGGAAGAAGAAGAUUGUGGCGCCACCUGUGGAGUACAGUGUUAGUGUUUCCAUGAGCACCGUGUUGUAAACAUCUCAAACUGACCGCUUGAACACUUGAAACACUACAUUUUCAAGAAGAAGAAGAGAGAGUAACAGACGGCAGCUAGACGUUAAACGCCUCUCAGACAGAACCACGGUGAACUCUCAGAGGAGGAGGAGAGCUGCAUGACUCCUCGCUCGCCACCUGUGAGAUUAUUUUUUCAGUCUGUCUUCAAAGUGCAAUAUAUUUCUACUCAUGGGGAGGGAAGCUGCUGCUACACGCCUUACGACUCGGCCUGCACCGGACGUCCGUGUUGCCUCAUCCAUCCUUUUGUAACUGUUUUAGAUUCUCUUUAAUACAGAAGGUUUAUCGUCGCGCUCAGAUUAUAUAUUUAGAGAUUUUAGAAAAUGACUGAAUUGUGCCAGUUGAUUAUUUUGUCCCUGAAGGAAUCACAGAGCUGCAUGUGAGGAUUUUAUUUUAUAAAGCUGUACAUUAACCUUCACUGUUGCCUGAGACGUGAAUAAACUCUCCGAGAAAUUAAA
Eleginops maclovinus (Patagonian blennie) is the source of this 2769-nucleotide messenger RNA. It is a transcript of the gene klhl12, whose product is annotated as kelch-like family member 12. The record is from RefSeq and is a predicted model, not a curated record. Bases 389 to 2194 code for a protein of 601 amino acids. The transcript is spliced from 12 exons. Gene Ontology annotation, molecular function: protein binding. NCBI's taxonomy places the organism in Eukaryota, Metazoa, Chordata, Actinopteri, Perciformes, Eleginopidae.